Molecule: messenger RNA, 1295 nt
Organism: Esox lucius (northern pike)
Lineage: Eukaryota; Metazoa; Chordata; Actinopteri; Esociformes; Esocidae
Product: beta-2-glycoprotein 1
Exons: 9
Coding region: 16-1188 (390 amino acids)
Source: RefSeq, a predicted model, not a curated record
AAAAUUCUCAGGAGAAUGUUGCUGCAAAUUACUGCCAAGACUUUUCAGGCACUGAGAGUCACACUUACCACAAUCACUGAGACAAAGGACACAAGGUUUCUCUCCAACCCACAGAAGAUGAACCCAACUCUGGCUUUUCUGUUGCUCUGUCAGCUGGUCUUAUGCACUGCAGUGACAUCCAAGAAAGUGUGUGGCCGCCCGCCCGUGACCGACGGUAUAGAUGAGCUGGGCCUAAAGCGUGUGUAUGAGAUUGGAGAACAGGUAAACCUAGGGUGUGAGCGUGGAUACACACCCAGCAAGGCCAUGACGGCUAGGAUCACAUGCUUGGCUUCCGGAGAGUGGACCAAACUGGACCUUGUAUGUUCUCCAAAGAUGUGCCCGCUUCCGAAGCCGAUGCAAAAGCCGGGGUUUGUUGAAGUGCCGUACAAGAGUGUUCUCAACUUCUCCUGUGACAGCGGGUACGUCAUGACAGGAGCCAACGAAAGCGUUUGUCUGCACGACGGCACCCUCAGCGCACCGAUGCCCAUGUGCACUGCUGUGAGUUGUCCUCUGCCUCGAGCGCCGAAACAUGGGAAAAUUGUCUACGACGACAAACAGGUCAGCAAUGUUGAAACCCAGUAUGGGCAGAGUUGGACGUAUGAGUGUUUGCCGCCACGGGCUCCCAUUGGUAAUGAAAGAGGGUCGUGCCUGGCAAGUGGAAACGUGACCGAGCCACCAGUAUGUGAAGAGGUGAGUUGCUCAAUUCCCCCAACGAUAGAAAAUGGCAUCAUCACCUUUGCUGUGAUGAGGGAGGCUGGCUACAAGGAGAAGGUGAAGUACCAGUGCAAGGAACAUUAUGUCAUGGAUGGCUCGGAUGAAAUACAGUGUCAGAAAACAGGAAACUGGUCCACCAUGCCCGUUUGUAGAGCGCCCUGCAAAGUUAACAUCAACCGAGGACGUAUCUUCUACAACGCCAAGAAGAUCUGGAUUGAGGAUCUGAAACCUAAUAGAGUCCUUCACAAGGAAAAUGUGGUGUUCUACUGUCUGAACAAGGAGAAGAAGUGUGGCAUUCCAGUUGCCAGUCAGUGCAUUGAUGGAACACUUAAAACCCCAGAAUGCUUUAAGGAACCAAGCAAGGUGGAGUAUAAUCUCAAGUCCAAAUCACUUCCAUCUGAGAUUGCAAUGUGCCCUUCUGAUCCAACGAAAUAAACCCAAGAAAAAUAGAUGAAAUUGAGCUGAUCUCACUGAAAAUAAGUCUCAUUAAUCUUUCGGUGAAUUACAAAUAUGAUAAUAAAAGCAUCUGUCUCAUCAGUUUA